UAAAACUAGGGAUGGGGCAUUUGCUUUUCAAUCUUGCUUCCAACUCUGAGCAAGCAAACAGCAUUCAGAUGCAAACUUGACAGUAGAUGGAGGGGACCCUUGAUGUGUAAGAGGUGGAGAGAAAGGUGAGGACAGAUCUCAAGUACCAGGUGCUCUGUGAGGACCUGACUGGAGAUGGCACAAACUGGGUGUCAAAUGGAGCCCAGCAGUAGUGCCCUGGCUUUCUGAGGUUGGUGAGGAGUGCUAAUGUCACAAGUUUGUCUGCAAGCCUGAAGAUUAUUCAUAACUAAGCCCAAUCAAAGUCCACUUCUCGGAGUUUCACUUUUCUGAAGAUUACAGCUGGUGGGUGGUGAGUGUGCUAUUCCGACUGGAAUCUCAUGUUUAGGGUGGGCCUCCAGGACUAGGCUGUCCCUUCAGUUUGGGUGAAGCAGCACAAUCUCCCUUCACCCAAAGCUGGGGGCCCCAGGGGGCUAUCUCAUACUGUCGGGCUGUCCCACAGUUCUCACUCCAGUCAGCACCCCAGGACUCUGACCUGCCUUUGGACACCUGCUGUGUGCAUGAAGGGUACACCUGAGACCCACUGAGAAGAAGACCCAGCAGCCCCCAGUUUUAUGCUGAAGGAGAAAGGAGACACGGAGAAUGCUGGAUUUUCCAGGAUACAGUGUGUCUGGUGCAGUUGCCUCUUUCUUCUUUGUACUGCUCACCAUAAGGGAGCCAGAUACCUGGAGAGUGAUUGGUCCUACAUAUCCUAUCUUAGCCAGGAUUGGGGAAGAUGCCCUACUAACCUGUCAGCUCCUCCCCAAGAGGACCACAAUGCACAUGAAAGUGAUAUGGUACUCCUCGGAGCCCAGCACACCUGUGUUUGCACACUGGGAUGGAGCUGAUGUGACUGAGAUGCAGAUGGAAAAGUACAGAGGCCGGGUAGAGUGGAUAAACGAUGGCAAUCAUGAGGGAAAUGUGACUCUGAAGAUAAACAACAUCCAACCAUCUGAUAAUGGGCAAUACUGGUGCCGUUUCCAAGAGAAUAACUACUGUGGAGAAACAAGCUUGCUGCUUCAAGUAGCAGGUCUGGGGUCUGCCCCUUACAUCCACGUGGGGGGAGUUGUGGAAAGUGGAGUCCAGCUUGUGUGCACUGCAAAAGGCUGGUUCCCAGAGCCCCAGGUUUAUUGGACAGAUAUCACAGGAGAGAAGUUGCUGGCUGUCUCUGAGCAUUUCAUCCAAGAUGCCAAUGGCCUGUUCUAUGUGGAAGCCACUCUUGUGGUCAGGAAUGAUUCUGUGCAAACUGUGUCCUGCUUCAUCCGCAACCCCAUCCUCAAUGAGGAGAAGAGCUCUGUCAUCUCCAUUUCAGAGAAACUCCAGAGUGAGCUAGCUUCCUUAAAAGUGAUUGGACCGUCCCAGCCCAUUCUUGUCAGAGUGGGAGAAGACAUACAAUUAACCUGUUACCUGUCCCCCAAGACUAAUGCACAGAGCAUGGAGGUGAGAUGGGUCCAAUCAUGCCGUUAUCCUGCUGUUUACACAUAUGUGGAUGGGGAACAUGUGACUGAAGAGCAGAUGGCAGAAUAUAGAGGGAGGACAUUGUUGGUGAGUGACGCCAUUGAUGAAGGGAGACUGACCCUGCAGAUACACAAUGCUACAACAUCAGAUAAUGGACAGUACCGGUGUCUUUUUGAAAAAGAUGGUGUGUAUCAGGAGGCCAGUUUGGAUCUGAAGAUAGUAGGUCUGGGAUCUUCCCCACUCAUCACUGUAAAGGAACAGAAGGAUGGAGAAAUAGAACUGAUAUGCCGUUCAGAAGGGUGGUUCCCAGAGCCCCAUGUGCAAUGGAAGGACAUGGAAGGAAAGAUAAUACCAUCAUUUUCAGAGGUUCUGACUAAAGGCAGCCAUGGACUGUUCCAUGUGGAGACAUCUCUAUUGGUCACGAACAGCUCUAUUGUGAACAUAACUUGUUCCAUUCGCAACCCCCUUCUUGACGAGGAAAAAAUGGCAACUUUUUCUCUCUCAGAGUCCAUGAUGAGUUUUUCAUGGAAGACAGUGCUUAUUUUGGUAUUACUUCUUGCUACAACUGUAGGCCUGGUCAAAAGGAAGAGCUGUAAAAAAGCAAAUGUGACAUUGGAUCCAAAUACAGCUCACCCAGGACUUAUCCUUUCUGAGGGAUACAAGCAUGUGAACCAUGAACAUUUGUACAGCCAUACAUCUGAUGGUGGUUCAACAGCUUGCUCAAAGGACCAGGCCAGGAGGGGCUCAUAUGAGGGAUAUGAUGCUGAGAAAUGGAGGUCGGGGACAAGACAGUAUAGGUCCUAGGUGUUGCCAAGAGCAAUAUAGGGAGGGAGGGAGUCAUCCCUCUGUCACCUGAGAAUGUGUUCAGACAAUGAGUUGCUAUAGAAGCCAGUACUGGGCCACUACAUUUCCUCCAAGCCUCCUUUCCCUAAUGAUGACUCCAGAAAGGGUCAAAAUCUUCCUUGACUAGCCUCCGACACCUCUCCUUAUAAUAUGACCAACAAGCGCUCUAUCUAUACUUUUCUUCUCUGAAAAUCUUUAUGCCUUCUUCAUUCUUUAAUGUGGGUUCUCCUGAUAUCUUUCCUACACCCAGGAGAUUUUACAACACCUACAAGGAAAAAAACAACUUUGGAUUCUGGAAACAAAGAUUAUAUUCCAACUCUGAGUCUUCUUUACCCAGCUGCUUGAAGGGGCUCACACUAUCAUCCAGCUACCAAAUCAAGAUGCCUUAAUGUCACUCUGGCUUCAAAUUUGAUCUGGAGGCUGAUCCCUUCAGAGAACUCUUAUCCCAAGUUCUCUAUUAUCCUGCCACUGAUCACAACCUGAUAUGUGAGACCAAAGAAAAUCCAAUGGGAAAUGAAAUUAGGCAUAGAGAAGGAAAUGCAAGGAAGUUUAUUUAUAAGUUUCUUCAUGAAGGUGAUAAUCUUCCAAGUGGGGCUGAGGAAAUAAGAAAUACAGUUAAAGAGUAAAAGAAAAUACAGCUGAAUAGAAGAAUGAAAUCUGAUUACUGAGAUAUAAUCUUGAAUAUCAUACGAAAUGUGGAAUUCCUAUUCCAGUCCUUUUUAAGAAAGUGGGUAUUUAGAGUAGAAAAAAUUUUGGAAAUUCUAUUCCAAGACAAAUACCAUAUGAUCUCAUUUAUAUGUGGAACCUACAAGCAAAACAAAUGAAUAAACAAACAAAAACCAGAAUCAGACCUAUAAGUA
Messenger RNA from Lutra lutra (Eurasian river otter), 3197 nucleotides. It is a transcript of the gene BTNL2, whose product is annotated as butyrophilin like 2. The transcript has 9 exons. Gene Ontology annotation, biological process: T cell receptor signaling pathway; regulation of cytokine production. NCBI's taxonomy places the organism in Eukaryota, Metazoa, Chordata, Mammalia, Carnivora, Mustelidae. The record is from RefSeq and is a predicted model, not a curated record. Bases 640 to 2298 code for a protein of 552 amino acids. Gene Ontology annotation, molecular function: signaling receptor binding. Gene Ontology annotation, cellular component: external side of plasma membrane.